Aaosphaeria arxii CBS 175.79 is the source of this 2559-nucleotide messenger RNA. Its product is annotated as DUF625-domain-containing protein. Bases 1 to 2559 code for a protein of 852 amino acids. The record is from RefSeq and is a predicted model, not a curated record. The transcript has 7 exons. NCBI's taxonomy places the organism in Eukaryota, Fungi, Ascomycota, Dothideomycetes, Pleosporales. Gene Ontology annotation, molecular function: protein phosphatase activator activity. Gene Ontology annotation, biological process: protein dephosphorylation; DNA damage response. Gene Ontology annotation, cellular component: protein phosphatase 4 complex; nucleoplasm.
AUGGCACUGGUCGCGCCGCCUGCCAACGAUCGCAAGCGCGUAAAGGUUUACGAACUCAAGAACAAUGACUGGUUCGAUAGGGGUACUGGCUUCUGCAAAGGCGUCAUUGCAAAUCAGGAAGAGGCGAGAAUCGUUGUCGUAUCGGAAGACGAUCCCGGUCGUGAGCUUCUGUUAACGCGAAUCUCCAAAGACGAUGGAUAUCAGAAACAGCAAGAUACACUCAUAGUGUGGACCGAGCACAAUGGCACGGAUAUGGCUCUUAGUUUCCAGGAGCCGGAGGGAUGCGCUGGCAUAUGGGAAUUCGUGAAUGAAGUUCAAUCGCGACUUCAAUCUCUUGCCCAAGAUGAUGGCCUUUCCGACGAUAUUGGUGAGGCAAUCAGUCCCAUCAUGCUUCCCCUUCCAGACCUGGGCAACCUCCUCGAAGUCGAAAACCAUAUGCGCGCAGCGAACGGAACCCCUGGCGGACGCGAAGCAUUGGCUAAAUUCAUCCUCGCACAUGAUUACAUACCGAAACUCAUCCCUCUGGUGGAAAUGGCCGAGGACCUCGAAAGCGCGUCUGAUCUACACCGCCUGUGCAGCAUCAUGAAGACGCUCAUCCUGCUCAACGACACCUCCAUUAUAGAAUAUGUCGUCACAGACGAGGUGGUCCUGGGAGUAGUGGGUGCGCUCGAGUAUGAUCCAGACUUCCCUCUCCACAAAGCCAAUCACCGGCAAUACCUAGCCGAUGAGUCCAAGUUCAAGGAAGUCGUGAAGAUCGAAGAUCAGAACAUAAGGAGAAAGAUUCAUUACACAUAUCGACUGCAGUACCUUAAGGACGUAGUGCUGGCCCGCAUCCUCGAUGAUCCCACAUUCUCCGUUCUCAACUCCUUGAUAUUCUUCCACCAAGUCGACAUUGUUCAACACCUCCAAUCAAAUGGUGCAUUCUUGAAAGAGUUGUUCGGGAUUUUCACGCCGGCCGAGCGGAACCUACAGCGACAGAAGGACGCGGUGUUAUUCAUACAGCAGUGCUGCGCCAUCGGAAAGAGCUUGCAAGCAAAUGCAAGGGCCCAACUCUACCAGAACUUCAUCAGCCAUGGCCUUCUCGACGUGAUCCAGUUUGCGCUCAAGCACCAAGAUGCCUCGGUGCGAGUUGCCGGAACCGAUAUUUUGGUUGCUCUCAUUGACCAUGACGCCCUGAUGGUGCGAAGCUACAUCUUCAAGGCUAUACAGGAGAAGUCGAAGCCGUUGACCGAUACACUCAUCGAGCUGCUACUCAUAGAGGUUGAUCUGGGUGUCAAGAUGCAGAUGGCCGAUGCUAUCAAAAUCUUACUCGACCCGAACGCGAACUCGGCCUCGAUGGAGGCGCUCUCGCGCACGAACAGCGAAUUCUUGGCUAAGAUCCGAGGAUCGUUACCAACUAUGCCACACCAAGACUCCUUCAUUCAGACAUUUUAUGAUGAAUCGGCACGGAAACUUUUCCAACCCCUGAAGGAUCUUGAAGGAAGGGAAAACAUGGAAGAUCUCUCCAUCCAAGAAGUCUCCCUGUACUCGCAUCUUGUCGAGAUGCUAUGCUUCUUCAUUCGCCAACAUUCUUUCCGGAGUAAAUAUUUUGUUCUCUCAGAAGGGCUCGCUGCACGGGUGGCUCAACUCAUGGAGUGUCCAGAGAAGCAUCUAAAGCUGACGGCACUUAAGUAUUUCCGUACAUGCAUAGGAUUGCACGAUGAGUUCCACAACCGGCAGAUCGUCACACACCAGCUGUUCGAACCGAUUCUCAAGAUACUGUUUGAUACCAUGCCUCGGGACAAUCUGUUGAACUCUGCUUGUCUUGAGCUCUUCGAGUUCAUCAAGCGAGAGAACAUCAAAGUUAUCGUCGAGCACCUUGUCUCGACCUACCGAGAAAAAUUUCAGAGCAUCACCUACGUCGAUACGUUCCAGAACUUGGUACUCCGCUACGAUCAGAUGCACGAGCCACCCACAACACAGGAGCUGGAAGACUCUUUCACCAGCGUUGAUACCCGAAUCAGCGAGACCCCCCACCGCCAUGGCAUGGUGAACGGCAACAAGUGGGGCCAAGGACUGAAGGAGGCGGAUCCUGAUGAAGAGGCUUAUUUCAACGCAUCCGACGACGAGGAUGACGACUUGCCCGUCAACGCAAAGCCCGUGUUGAACGGCGCGUCUCCCGUUAGGCCGCUCGUGAAUUAUCCAGACGACGAAGGAGAAGAGGACGACAUGGACAUUCUAGCGAGUAGCACCCCUGAAACGUCACCUCAGAGCAUAUCGACUUCGACACAAACGCUAGAGAACAGCCCGACUGCCAAGUCUAACCCAACAUCACCACCUGAGCGGAUUUCUGAGAAGCGCAGAAGAGAGGAGGACGAGGAGGAUGAGCUCAUCACGAGUCUCUCUUCAUCCGGAAGCAAACGACGUGCUUCUUUGACCAGCAAUACCAGUACGAACAGCCUGCGCAGCUUGCGCCGCAAGAAUUCAGUGACUUCGGCCAAAGAUACCGGUGGAGGGCCGAAGAAGAUUUCGCUCUCGAUACCUUUGAAGAGCGGCGGGGAGGGAGGGGAGGGAGAUUAA